Salvia hispanica is the source of this 1328-nucleotide messenger RNA. NCBI's taxonomy places the organism in Eukaryota, Viridiplantae, Streptophyta, Magnoliopsida, Lamiales, Lamiaceae. The record is from RefSeq and is a predicted model, not a curated record.
AGGAUCCAACAUAUCAUAAGAUGAGCUUGAAAUUUCAGUUUCAUCUGUUGCAUUCCUUGUUUGCCAUGUAGUCUCCAAUGCCUCAAGAGCUGAUGUCAUAGCAUUCAAUCCAUCCUCAAUGAUUGCUCUUGCCUCUUCAUUAUCUUGAUUUAUCCCAUAAAUCUUGUUUGGCGAAUUUUGUCCAUCUUCUCUUAAUAUAGCACUCUGGUAUUUGAGGUGUUGUUUUAGCAUUAUGGGUGCGAUGGAAUUCUUGGGAACACCUGGAGGUCAACUGUCCAUAGCCGUUGCAGUUGGUCUCGUUGGUGUUGGUGUUGGUGCUGCUUAUUUCUUGUUAUCAUCGAAGAAGCCCAAAGAAGCUCAAGAGAGAACUGGACAUGACUAUUGUGGCUUGGCUUUUUUGUGCUUGGAUCCCGAUAAAUUCAAGGAGUUCAAGCUGGUCAACAAAACAUACCUUAGUCCUAAUGUGGCUAAGUUCAGAUUUGCUCUACCUACACCAACCUCGGUAUUUGGACUUCCUAUAGGCCAUCACAUAAUUUGCAAGGGUAAGGAUAGACAAGGUGGAGUUGUCAUCAAACCUUACAAUCCGAUAACUUUGGAUUCUGAUGUUGGAUAUUUUGAGCUGGUUAUCAAGAUGUAUCAACAUGGAAGAAUGUCCCAUCAUUUUGGGACAAUGCACGAAGGAGACUAUCUGGCUAUAAAAGGACCAAAGGGCCAUUUCAAGUAUCAACCAAAUCAAGUGAGAGCAUUUGGAAUGAUUGCUGGAGGUUCUGGAAUUACCCCAAUAUUUCAGGUUGCUAGGGCAGUUCUUGAAAAUCCCAGUGACAAAACAAAGGUUUACCUGAUUUAUGCUAAUGUUAAGGACAUUCUCUUGAAGAAUGAAUUGGAUAAUCUUGCAAGAACAUACCCUGAUGGAUUCAAAAUCUACUACGUGCUCAAGAAACCUCCUAAGAUAUGGGAGGGAGGCGUUGGAUUUGUAUCAAAAGAGAUGAUUCAAGCUCACCUCCCACCUCCGGCUUUUGACAUCCAUAUGCUGAGAUGCGGUCCGCCUUCCAUGAACAAGGCCAUGGCUGCCCAUCUUAAUGCUCUUGGCUACACCUCAAACACCCAGUUCGAGUUUGGCCUUCAUAUUUAGCAAUCUUCAUAGAUAUACAAUAAUGUUUUCUUCCAAAACUUGUUAAAAUUCAGGAGCUAUAAGCUUUACAUGAUACAGUGCUCGUUCCUUAAAUGGGCCAAGAUAUAAGUCAUCAAAUGAAUUUUUGUUUAGACAUGUUUAUGUUGUGAAAGUUUGGGUCGUGCUAGUUCGGUCCAAGGUGCCAUUUUCGGUUCAA